Messenger RNA from Didymodactylos carnosus, 1629 nucleotides. The record is from the annotation of a GenBank genome assembly. Lineage: Eukaryota; Metazoa; Rotifera; Eurotatoria; Philodinida; Philodinidae.
AUGUCUGCAGUAAUAGCAUCCGAAAAAGCUUGUAAUGAACCCAAAUCAAAAUUACGUUAUUUCGAUCUUGCUCAAGAGCUAACAAAAAUGCUAUUACCGAUCGAAGGUUACGAGCAAUCGCCAUUAUUACAAUUGGAAGAAGCUGUUGAACCAUUAACAAAAAUUGUUGAUGAUUUACAACGGCGAGUUUAUAUUAGUAAACUGAACUGUAAAAAUCCAACCAAUGGCCUCACACAGGAUGAAUCAGCAUCAAUUCGUUUAUAUACAUUAGAAUGGAGUCCAAGUGAAAAAAGCUUGUAUUACAUACUACAUCAGACUCUACGUGAUAAAAAUCGUGAGAAAUUAAAACCAUGGUUUGCCUAUUUAAAACUAUUUCUAACAGCAUUAUAUAAACUACCAUCGAUUAAAGCAACCGUAUGGCGUGGAAUUAAAAUGGAUAUAACUGGUAAAUUUGAAAAAGACGACACAUUUGUAUGGUGGGGUCUUAGUUCAUGCACUGAGUCACUUGAUAUAUUGGAAUCCGAACAAUAUUCUGGUAAAACUGGCACUCGUACCCUGUUUUCGAUUGAAUGCAUGAACGGGAAAAUGAUAAAAGAACAUUCAUUAUAUGAAACAGAAAAUGAAAUUUUAUUGAUGCCGGCCACAUGUUUCGAAGUGCUUAGUAAAGUAAAUAGUGGUCAUAGACUUCAUAUCAUGCACGUAAGAGAAGUUAACCCACCGUAUGUGCUCAUAGAACCUCCGUUUCAAGAUGCUAGUUCAGAAUCGCGACUAUCAGCCCGGAAAACCUUUGAAGAAAAAUUUGAUAUGGAUGCGGUUUUUCAUGCUGUGAGUAAACUUAAAUCAGAUACAACAUUUCUGGAUUUAAAUCAAAAGAAAAUAACGGAUGAAGGAGCAAAAGUAAUGGCCAACGCUUUAGUUAAACCAACAUGUCGUUUAACCGAUCUGGAGCUUGAAGGAAAUCAAAUUACGGCAGAAGGCGCCAAACUACUUGCCGAUGCAUUGAAAAAAAAUAAGGUUUUAACAUGUUUUGAUAUUUUGGGUAAUCAGAUAGGAAAUGACGGUGCUCAGGCUCUAGCCGAAACUUUGAAGAUCAAUCAGACUCUGACCACACUUGAUCUUGCAUUUAACGAAAUUUCAGAUGAAGGAGCCAGAUUUUUGGCUGAUGCUUUAAAAGCAAACAAAACGUUAGUCACUUUAGAUGUUUACGGGAAUCAGGUCGGUGAAGAAGGAGCUCAAGCUUUUGCUGAUGCACUCCGAACAAAUUGUUCUUUAAGAACACUUGCUUUUUUUAAAAACCAUAUCGGAAACAAGGGAACAAUGGCAUUGGCCGAUGCUUUAAGAGUUAAUACAAGCUUAAUUACACUUAAUAUUGGUGCUAAUCUAAUUUCAGAUGAUGGAGCAGCGGCUAUUGGAGACGCGUUGAAAGUCAACAAAGUUUUGACAACCCUUUGUCUGGAUGUAAAUGAAAUAGGAGAUAGAGGAGCUAACGCCGUUGCUGAAGGGUUAAAAAUCAAUAAAACUUUGACUAGUCUUAACAUUAGUCAAAAUUUAUUUUCGGAAAGUAGUCGCAAAAUAAUAGGUCAAGCAUCCAAAGUUCAUCGAACAUUAACAUCACUUUACUUUAAUUAA